CUGCCCAAUGAGUACAGUGCCUCUCGUAGUGACACAUUUGUAGAGCUCACAGAUUCGCUCACAUUCUUAGAGAUAUUUCUAAUCAAUAAGGACUACGUGGCCGGGGAUACCCUUACCAUCGCUGACAUCUCCCUGUUGGCCAAUGUUACUCUACUCGAAAUUGCAGUCGAGUUUGAUCUGAGCUCAUACCCCAACAUCUGGGGCUGGUUUAACCGAUUGAGACGAGAACUCACAUAUUAUGAUAGACUCACUAAAGUAGCUCACGAUGAGCACCGGGAGCACAUCAAGAGUGUGAGGGAUGCUCACGAAGAAUGCAUACAAUUAUUGAUGCGAUUUGAGUGGUUUGACGAGAGACUGGCCGUUAAUAAUACGAAAGCAAAUAAAGUGUUGGUAUUAGAAGGUGGUCAGUGGCACGUCAACAGGAUAUGGACACCAUCUCUGCACAUACCUAACAACAAACAGCCAGAUAUUCUGCAAACUGGUGACCAGAAUCCAGUUCUCACACACAUUCAGUCCGAUGGCAAAGUUCUGGUCAGCAAAAGGUUACUGUUUUAA
Molecule: messenger RNA, 555 nt
Organism: Oppiella nova
Lineage: Eukaryota; Metazoa; Arthropoda; Arachnida; Sarcoptiformes; Oppiidae
Source: the annotation of a GenBank genome assembly